Drosophila ficusphila is the source of this 1277-nucleotide messenger RNA. Its product is annotated as 2-acylglycerol O-acyltransferase 2-A. The transcript is spliced from 6 exons. Gene Ontology annotation, molecular function: diacylglycerol O-acyltransferase activity. Gene Ontology annotation, cellular component: endoplasmic reticulum membrane. Gene Ontology annotation, biological process: triglyceride biosynthetic process. The coding region runs from base 79 to 1128 and encodes 349 amino acids. Lineage: Eukaryota; Metazoa; Arthropoda; Insecta; Diptera; Drosophilidae. The record is from RefSeq and is a predicted model, not a curated record.
UGUGCUGUGCGAUGGCUCAGUCGCUCGAAAAUCGUCGGAAGAGUCGCUUCAUUGUUUUAACGAUCGGUCUGUAACAACAUGAAAAUCGAAUGGGCUCCUCUACGAGUUCCGCUGCAUCGGCGUCUCCAGACUCUGGUCACAGCUUUCUUCACCUAUACCUUCUUCACGCUACCCAUUACAUCCUGGCUCGCAGUUGCUAUCCUGCUGUUUUACGGUGGACUCCUUCUGCGCAGUCUACUUUUAGUAUAUUUUGUUAAGAUUUACUUGGACUACAAAUACAACUUCUGCGCCAUGGAGGGAAAUGGAUGGUUAUAUUACCGCAGUAUUCGGAGAUAUCGGAAUUAUUUUCCCGUUGAACUUGUUAAAACCGCUGAGCUGCCGCCAAACAAAAAUUAUAUGAUAGCUAGCUUUCCACACGGAAUUCUGGGAACUGGAGUUUGUAUUAACAUGAGCCUGGACAUUAGAAAAUGGCUGGAGCUGUUUCCCCAAGUUCGACCAAAGAUUGCCACCAUGGAUCAGCAUUUUAAAACGCCCUUCUUACGAGAUUUAUUACGCUGGUGGGGAAUGGUGUCGGUUGCCAAAGAAUCCCUGGCUUAUCUACUAAAUAAGUCAAAUGAUCCCAAGCAUGAGGACAAUCGGGAUGGUUUUACGUCCAAUGCGGUGGCUGUUCUGGUUGGAGGAGCUCAGGAGUCCAUGGAAUCCCAUCCCGGAAAGUAUAUUUUGACCUUGAAGAAUCGAAAGGGAUUUGUCAAACUGGCCAUUCGAACGGGCUCACCGAUAGUGCCAUCGUUUUCCUUUGGAGAGGUGGACAUUUUCGAUCAGGUGGACAAUCCGCCGGACUCCAAGCUCCGUCACUUUCAAAACUUUGUUAAGAAAUUCAUAGGCAUUUCACCACUUCUACCCAAGGGUCGUGGUAUGUUCAACUACAAUUAUGGAAUCCUGCCCUAUCGCCGACGUAUUGUUCAAGUUGUUGGGUCUCCCAUCGAUGUGAUAAAAAGCGAUAGUCCCGAUCCCGACUAUGUGGAGAAGGUCCAUGGACAGGUGUGCGAGGCUCUGGAGAAGAUGUUUGAACAGUACAAAGAGAAGUAUAUUCCGAACUCCCCGCAGAGCAGGCUGGUCAUCCAAUAACUUUGGAAAAUACCUCAGACAAUGUGAUUUUCAAUACAAUUAGGAAUCUUAAUUGAAACGCAACUCAAGACACUGUAGAUUUUGUUUGAAGAAAGCGCUUGUUUUGUUUUUUCAUUUUAUUAAUUACCAAUUAAAUUUUUUACCUCGUA